Panicum hallii is the source of this 528-nucleotide messenger RNA. Its product is annotated as cyclin-dependent protein kinase inhibitor SMR4-like. Gene Ontology annotation, biological process: regulation of DNA endoreduplication. Bases 36 to 293 code for a protein of 85 amino acids. The record is from RefSeq and is a predicted model, not a curated record. Lineage: Eukaryota; Viridiplantae; Streptophyta; Magnoliopsida; Poales; Poaceae. The transcript has a single exon.
ACGAAAUUUCUUCUCCCCCCCGAAAAUCCCCCCCAAUGGAGAGCAGCGUAGAGAGUGCGGUGGCGGCGGCUGUGGCGGUGGGCGGCGGAGGGUACUGCUGCGGCGGGUGGGAGACGCCGAAGCGGGAGGAGUGCCGCAUCCCGGCGACGCUCCCCUGCCCCGCGGCGCCGAGGAAGGCCGUGCUGGACUUGGGGAAGCGGCGGAGCCCGCCCAAGAACGGCUACUUCCAGCCGCCGGACCUGGAGGCGCUCUUCGCGCUCGCGCCGCGCCGCCAGGCCUCAACCUGCGCGUGACUUCACCGCCGCGGCGGGCGGAAAGGAGCUCUGUUCUAGAUCGAUUUUGGGAGCUGUAGAUACUUCGCCGGUUUCUCCUCUGUUGUACUCGGGUUUAGUAGCGGGCGGAUAGGGAUCGGUAGGAGGGUUUUAGGGAGUAGUAGGGUAGGUAGGUAGGUGGUGGAUGCUUGAGAUGAGGGCUCGUAGGCAUACUGUUUUGUAUUGGUUCAGAUGAUGAAAUCCUCGUAUGUUUCUU